ACCCGCACCGCCGCCUUGUACUCUCUCCCCUCCACCCUUCUCACUCUAAAGCUUUUAGCGCAGGAAAUUGAGAUCGAUCUCUGACCGGCAGAUGGCCGUUUUCAUCCGGGCGAAGAGGGUGACCGACCCUCUGAACGACAAGGUGAAGGCCCAACUCCGCGGCGACGACGCCCACCCGACGACCGGCUACGCCAGUAGCAGCAGCGGCAGCGAGCACGACGCCGCCCCGUGCCUCUCCGGCCUCGUCCACGCCUUCCUAUUCGAGAACGCCGACGGCACCCCCUCCGCCGCCGGCGACUCCUCCGACCACGACGCCCCCUCCGACGACGAUGACGCCGGCGAUCGUGCCGCUGCGGCAGUGGAGACUGUCCGGGAUUUGCUCAACCCGCUGGCGGAGAAGGACCCUCUCCGGGCUCGGCUGUUCUUCGAUGUCCUCGCGGCGGCGGAGGCCUUCUCCGGGGUGAGAAAGUACGGAUCGGCGUUCCGGCGGGCAGUGAUGGCGAAGCUGAGGGUGGCGGGCUAUAAUGCCGGGAUCUGCAAGGCGAGGUGGGAGACCUCCGGCGGGGUCACCGCCGGGACCUACGAGUACAUCGACGUGGUGGCGGCGUCGGCGGAGAGGGGAGGGGAGUCGAGGUACAUCGUGGACUUGGAGUUCGCGGCAGAGUUCGAGGUGGCGCGGCCGACGGAGGAGUACGUGCGGGUGCUGGCAGCGCUGCCGCAGGUGGCAGUGGCGAGGGCGGAGGCAGUGCGGCAGGUGGUGCGGGUGGUGGGGGACGCGGCGCGGCGGUCAUUGCGGAGCCGGGGGCUGCACGUGCCGCCGUGGCGGAAGAGUCGGUGCAUGCUCGCCAAGUGGCUCGGGCCGUACCGCCGGACGGUGAACCCAGUGCCGUCCUCCACGGGUGCUGCAGUUGGAGGCGGCGGGGCGGAGGUGAAGUGCCGGGCGGUGGGGUUCCCGGCGUUGGAGGCAGCGACGGGGAGGCUUCUGCCUCCGGCCGCCCGGACGAGGUAGAAGACGGAGACGGCGAAAGGAGAAAGAGCCAGAGACAUUUUAUUUUAUUUAGGAAACGAGAGUGUUUGGCGUUAGAUUUUGAUCUUGAAAUAGUUAAUGGCUAGGGGGAAUUGGAUAUGACCGCGGCGGAGGGCGGCGACCGGUGGAGUGGCGAAUGCGGUUGCUGACCUGCAGGUAUUAGAUGAUGUGGCGGCCAUUUGGAUGGUAGGUUGGUGAUGCCAUUUUCGGGAUAAGGUCAGACGUGAACAGUUAGGGACUUUUUAUUUUUAUUUUUUUUAUUUUUGUUGUUUAAUCCUUGCAGAGUUUUGUAUAGGAUAAAAAGCGGAAGGCAGACGGAGUUUUUCUUUUUUUCAUUUGCAUCCUUAUGGUAUGUGUUGUGGUGCAGAGAAGAUAUAUUUAAUCUCACAUCGAUCGAUUAUGAGUUAAAAAAAAAUAUAAUUUAUAUA
Molecule: messenger RNA, 1455 nt
Organism: Elaeis guineensis (African oil palm)
Lineage: Eukaryota; Viridiplantae; Streptophyta; Magnoliopsida; Arecales; Arecaceae
Source: RefSeq, a predicted model, not a curated record